GUUUUUACAUGUAAUUUCUCAUCAUGUGAAAAAUAGAGUCAUUAGAUUUCGAUUUAUGAGAUCUGGUGAGACUAUUAGCAAGUUUUUUCACAAUGUGUUACAUUCAAUCAUUCGACUACAUGGAGCGUUAUUGAAAAGACCUGAACCGGUUGUUGAAAACUCAACAGAUGAAAGGUGGAAAUGGUUCAAGAAUUGCUUAGGGGCACUAGAUGGAACUCAUAUUAGAGUGAGAGUAUCUAUGGCUGAUAAACCAAAAUAUUGUACUCGAAAAGGUGAAAUAGCUACAAAUGUCUUAGGUGUAUGCUCCCAAGACAUGCAAUUCAUAUAUGUGUUACCUGGAUGGGAAGGCUCUGCGGAAGAUGGUAGAGUUUUACGUGAUGCCAUACGUAGAACAAAUGGUUUGUGUGUUCCAAAUGGUAUGCUUUGUGUUUUAGAUUAUACAUUUUUUUUUGGAUAAGUCAUUUAGGAGACAACUUAAUCCUUAUCUUUAUUUUAUUUUAGGUCAUUAUUACCUUGUAGAUGGUGGAUAUACUAAU
Molecule: messenger RNA, 536 nt
Organism: Humulus lupulus (European hop)
Lineage: Eukaryota; Viridiplantae; Streptophyta; Magnoliopsida; Rosales; Cannabaceae
Exons: 2
Coding region: 56-457 (133 amino acids)
Source: RefSeq, a predicted model, not a curated record